CAUUUGCAGUUUAGUUCCGGUUUGAGUAUGAAAAUGGGGCUGAAUUUUUUAUUGCUAGUCCUUUAUUCCGUCAGCAUUAUAGGGGGAGCGUCUUCGGCGACAACAGCAUUUGCAUACAACUGUGGAGAGAAUAUCACCUAUGGUUCCGGAGAGAUAAGAAGUCCAAACUACCCAUCACAAUAUGAAAACUACAUGAACUGUAACUGGGUUAUAGAACGUCCCUCAAACCAAGAAAUCUACCUUGACAUCCUUGACUUCUCUACGGAAAGAUGUUGUGAUACACUGCGAAUAAUAAACCUCAACAAUGGAUAUGAACUUGCAAAAAUUUCUGGCUAUUGUGGAUCGUAUGGAAGAGUAUAUACGUCUUCUAACAGGAUCGAGCUUUACUUUAGAACAGACAUAUCUGAUGUGGAUAGGGGUUUUAGAAUACGCUUUGGAACACGCUAUAUGUACACUGGUGGUACAACUGUACAAUCUAUAGUCAACGUCGGCGAUCUGUGUGUUUCCAGAACAAGUAAUGCAGUAACAACAUCAACAACAGAAAUAUCGACGGGAAGGUUUAGCACAUUUGGUUACUCAGAUGUACGGAUUGAAUAUGGCAGUUAUGGUAUAGUGUAUAUCAACGGCCGUGUGGUCUGCGAUGUCGGAUUUGAUUCUCGGGAAGGAGAGGCUCUUUGUCAUUCGAAAGGGUAUUCUUAUGAUUCAUACCGAAGUCGCACUGCAAGCAGCCAUUACGGUACCUCUGAGGUCAGUUGCCGGUCUGGUGAUCUGUAUACCUGUUCGACAAGACCACGGCAUCAAUACUGUUACUAUGCAGUCUACCUGUACUGUAGUUAUGGGAGCACAUAUUAUUCAACAACAGAAGCAUCAACAAUACAAGAUAAAUCGACUCAUACAAUAGGAUAUUAUAACACGUAUAUCGAAUAUGGAAAUUAUGGUCGGGUGUACGUAGAUGGAAAAGAAGUCUGCUACGAUUCCGGAUUUAACAGCCAAUCUGGAGAAGCAAUAUGUGAAUCGAAGGGAUAUCAAUACUAUUCUUAUUCAAGUACAUCAGCUAGGAGCCAUUAUAACACCUAUGAAUUACAAUGCACUUCGAGAUAUCUAUUUGGAUGUUAUACCAGACAGCGUGAUCGCUACUGUUCUAGAGCGGUGUAUUUAACAUGCUAUGGUACGACAACGGAAGAUUCCCUGUCGACUGUCUCAUAUGAGUUCACUGCGGAUCCUUCCAAUAUAAUUAUUGAGUACGGAAGUUCUGGUCGUGUAAACAUUGGAUAUGAAGUUUGUGUAAAUAAUGGAUUCAACUAUCGGACAGCGGAGGCUGUGUGUCGCUCUAAGGGGUAUACUUAUAGCUCGUACACAAGUACGUCCCCGUACAAUAAUUAUAGAACUACUGAAAUCCAUUGCUCAUCAUACGAUAUUAACAGCUGUUCUAUUCGCACACGUUACAACUAUUGUUCAGCUGUACUUUACAUCUACUGCAAUGCGAUGACGACAGAGUAUGCAGAAGAAACCACCGUGUCACCAUACGAAACAUCGCCAGGAUAUACUAGAGUAAGAUUGGUUGGAACAGGAUAUCCAUCCAGGGGAACAAUUGAGGUCCUUCAUAACGGACAAUGGGGGACGAUUUGUGACGACAGUUUCGAUAGAAAAGAUGGUGACGUCAUUUGUAGAAUGCUUGGAUAUAAUUUUGCAAGAAAUACCUACCAAAGCGCCCAUUAUGGACAGGGUUCCGGACCAAUAUGGCUGGACGACGUGGACUGCAGUGGCUACGAAAGUGAUAUAUCUUAUUGUGGAUCAAGAGGAUGGGGGAGCCACAACUGUGGUCACGCCGAGGAUGCAGGCGUAGACUGUGUGUAUCAGUAUCCUACAACGAAACGAUACGAAACUACAACUUAUAACCCAUGUACAAUGAAUUCAUGUCACAAUGGCGGAACUUGUUAUUCCAAAGGCUACUAUUACUCUGGAUACUACUGUGUGUGUCCUCAGGGAUAUACAGGAAGAGAUUGUACUUACAUGUACGAGACAACGACCUAUGAUCCUUGUUAUGCUUCCUCUUGUCGUCAUGGUGGCACGUGCUAUCCUAACUAUGGUUACCCCGGAUAUUAUUGUCUAUGUCCAGCUGGAUACACCGGUCAACACUGCGAUAAUUCCAUAGGUUUUUCAGCAGAAAGCGUCAUUUCUGUAGGGUGUACAGAUAACAGCUGGGAUGUGUCUGUUUAUUUACCUCCACUGUACAACAGAUACUCAGAUUUUAACCCUAAUGACAUAUAUUUAGGAACAGACAGCUGUACCGGGUACGUCAGUGGAAAUUAUCUCCACUUCCGGUCGGAUUACUCUGCAUGUGGUACAACUACAAAGACAACCGUGGACAACAUUUUAUAUACCAAUGAAUUAACUUAUGCCCUUCAUGAUCCAAACCACCAUUUCAUCAUUCAUGAAUAUCGAUUCCGCGUUCCUGUUGACUGUUAUCUAGCUCGUUCGGAAGGAAGUUCCGGACAUUUUAACCACGGUCAUGACGUCACUGUCCCGGCAUCUCAUCACGUGACUGGAUCAAGCCAUCAUACGGUCUAUUUACAGUUUUACAGGGAUUCUUCUUUCACGUAUACCAAGCCUCUCUAUGGAUCGAAGGUUGGGGAUAUCGUCUACGUGAAGGCGUAUACUGAUGUCAGAGAUUAUAAUCUCAAAAUGAGGCUGUCAGAUUGUUUCACCACGCCCACUUCGUCUGCAUAUUCUAACAUGAAAUAUUUCAUCAUUCAAAAUGGGUGUACAAUUGAUCCUAACGCCAAAAUUAUGUCGCAAACAACACACGAGACACGAUUUUAUUUCCAAGAUUUUGAAUAUGCCACCAACCAUGAUUCUCUAUUUCUUCACUGCAACGCAACCUUCUGUAAAUCGAACGAUUACAGCGCUGCAUGUGAGCAAACAUGUCAUCACUUCUAUAAGAGACUAGGGGGAGGCAACAUUGUGAUGGAUGGUCCCUUAGAGUCCGCCUCAGUCAGCGACGCUAUCAGACUGAAUAGUGGUGGCAGCACUGAUGGUUCGUCCUUGACAGGACAGUCGACCUUGGUUGCAGUUCUCGCCGCUGUACUCGGGAUAUUUGUCCUAACUCUGGUGGCUUUUAUGAUUUGGGGGAAAAUCAAAAGAGUUCGUCGUGCCAAGUCACAAGUUGUUUGAGAUUAAGAUAAUAAACGAUUUAGUAGUUCCAAAAAUGACUCAUUGCUUUUUUAAAAAAUCAAAACUAAAUGUCUUAAAUUGUCUUUAUGCGUAGCUAUAACAGCCAUAUUUGAUUUAGCAUUUUGAUUAUCAAUAAAAUUUUAUUACAAUUUG
Messenger RNA from Ostrea edulis (European flat oyster), 3327 nucleotides. RefSeq names its product deleted in malignant brain tumors 1 protein-like. Lineage: Eukaryota; Metazoa; Mollusca; Bivalvia; Ostreida; Ostreidae. Bases 28 to 3174 code for a protein of 1048 amino acids. Gene Ontology annotation, cellular component: membrane. The transcript is spliced from 25 exons. The record is from RefSeq and is a predicted model, not a curated record.